Messenger RNA from Aplosporella prunicola CBS 121167, 944 nucleotides. RefSeq lists its product as uncharacterized. The record is from RefSeq and is a predicted model, not a curated record. Gene Ontology annotation, molecular function: ubiquitin-specific protease binding; misfolded protein binding. NCBI's taxonomy places the organism in Eukaryota, Fungi, Ascomycota, Dothideomycetes, Botryosphaeriales, Aplosporellaceae. The transcript has 4 exons. The coding region runs from base 126 to 944 and encodes 272 amino acids. Gene Ontology annotation, biological process: endoplasmic reticulum unfolded protein response. Gene Ontology annotation, cellular component: endoplasmic reticulum membrane; Hrd1p ubiquitin ligase ERAD-L complex.
CUCCAGGCAGCCAUAGAUCAGCCCGCCUUCAAAGGUGGUCGCGCGGCUCGACUCUGUCAACCUGUCAACCCACACACUACACACUACACACCCAUUGAUCUGAACUAACCACACCAACAACAACAAUGGACGUCUUCUGGUCGUGGCCGCCCGUGACAAGAACUCUCGUCGCAGGCUCUCUCAUCACUUCGGUGCUUGCGUACAGCGGCCUCGUCCCCUACUAUCCUCUGCCCUUCAUCCCAUCCAAGGUGCUGGCCGUUCCGCCGCAGCUAUGGAGGCUGGUCACGAGCUUCCUGCUCACCGGCCAGGGGCUUGGUAUCAUAUUUGAUCCGUACUUCCUGUACAUGUAUGGCAGCCAGCUAGAGCUCGGCUCGCCCCGCUUCACAGGCCACGGUGACUUCUUCACCUACAUCAUCUUCAAUGGCCUCGUCAUCAUUCUGAAGCGGUUCCUGGAACCGGGGAAGAUCGCCCCUGCACUUCGCACGCACCAUCAUUCGCAUAAUUCAAAAGCUGGUUACAUACUCGGCGGAGCCCUGUUCCUGUCGCCCUUGAUCAUGGCAAUCAUGUACACGUUCGCGCAGGACAACCCCGAACGGUCCGUCACCUUCUUCGUCAUCAACGUCCCGGCAAAGUACCUCCCAUACCUCAUGCUGUUGGUCACGUUCGUCAUGGCCGGCCCGGCCCCCACCAUGCACCAGGGCGCCGGCAUCCUCUCCUCGCACCUGUACGACUUCCUCACGCGCAUCUGGCCCACGUUCGGCGGCGGCAGGAACGUCAUCUUCACACCCCGCUUUGUCAAGGAGUGGUUCGGAGGCGGCGGCGUGCGGCCCGAGGCUCAGAAGAGGGGAUACGGCAUGGCGCAAGCCCCGGCGGGAGAGGCUCGCUCUACGGGUACCAGCUGGUCGAACCAGCGUGGGCCUGGACGUCGGCUGGGAGGAGAGUAG